CAUGGCAAAGCUUCUUCAAACCCUAAUUCCACUCCUUUCCUGCAUAGCCUUGCUCCUUGCGAUCGCCAACACAGCGCGAUCGCAGACGACCUCCUUCAAGUAUGAGUUCAACGGUGAGCAGCCAACCGAGCUACUCUAUCAAGGCCACGCCCACUUCCCGUCCGACUCCACCUACCUCCGCCUGACCAACACCGACAGCACGGGUUACCCGUGGUGGCACAGCACUGGUCGGGCUGUGUAUUCCCAGCCCAUCAAAUUUUGGGAAGCCGGAGCGCCGUUCUACCUCGAAACCACCGUCAAAUUCAUCAUCACACCCGUUGACUCAAACCCAGCCGAUGGACUUACCUUCUUCAUCCAGCCCGUUGGCACCCCACUCGGUUACACCGGCGCCAGCUUUGGAAUCUUUAACAUAUACGGUUCGGGUCCAUCCGUCUUCGCCGUGGAAUUUGACGUCUUAGGCUCAUAUCGUCAUGUUGGGAUUGACAUUGAAUCAAAUGCUUCCAGAAACACAACCAACGUGGGAAACGCAAUUCUGGGGCAGGAGGUGACUGCCCGCAUCAACUACCAGCAAUCUUCCCAGUUGAUCAGCGUUCACGUAACCGCAGGCUCACAAACCUUCGAACUGAGCUAUGUGUUUGACUUGACCACCAUUCUUCCUCAGGAGGUUGAAGUCGGACUCUCCGCCAGCACAGGAGGCGCAGUCGCCAUCUUCGACGUCAUAGCUUGGGAUUACUCUUCAACUCUAGGGCAGACCACCUCCUUCCAAUAUGAUUUCUACGGCCAGCAGCCGACGGACCUACUCUACCAAGGCGACGCCCACUUCCCAUCCGACUCCACCUACCUCCGCUUAAUCAACACCAACAGCUCAGGCUACCCGCUACAAUACCGCGUUGGCCGAGCCGUGUAUUCCAACCCCAUCCAGUUUUGGGAAGAAGGAGCGCAGGUCGACUUCGAAACCACCUUAAAAUUCAUCAUCAACCCAGUUAACUCAAACCCAGGCGAUGGCCUCACCUUCUUCAUCCAAGCCGUAGGCAACCCAAUCGGAUCCUCCGGUGGCUCCUUCGGAAUCUUUGGAUCGCAAAAUCCUUCCGUGUUCGCGGUGGAAUUCGACACCUUCAUCAACCCUAAUGAUCCAAAUUACCGUCAUGUUGGGAUUGACAUUGACUCAAAUGUUUCCAAAAAUACAACCGACGUCGGCGAUGCAAUUCUUGGGCAGGAGGUUACUGCUCGCAUCAACUACCAGCAAGCUUCCAAAUUGAUCAGCGUUCACAUCACCACCGCAGGCUCACAAACUUUUCAGGUGAGCUAUGUACACGACUUGAGCACCACUCUUACUCAGCAGGUUGAAGUCGGGAUCUCCGCCAGCACAGGAGGCGUAGUCGCCGUCUUCGACGUCAUAUCGUGGUAUUUCACUUCCACUCUUGUGAAAACUGGUGCCAAUCGCGAAUUGGAGGACGCCAAAAUUCGCCAAUAUGUGUGAUUUAUGGUUUUAGUGUAUGUGUGUGAGUGUGUGUAUGAUAAAUAAUGAUCGUUACAUCCAAAAAUAAGGCUAAUGACCAACUUAUUGAUGUGUUAUAUGUAUCACUUCUUUAUUAGCUUCAUUACGAGGCCUGUGAGAUUGGAAUGGAAUCAGUUUAUAUGGUUUA
This is a messenger RNA of Salvia hispanica, 1646 nucleotides long. RefSeq names its product lectin-like. The record is from RefSeq and is a predicted model, not a curated record. Gene Ontology annotation, molecular function: carbohydrate binding. NCBI's taxonomy places the organism in Eukaryota, Viridiplantae, Streptophyta, Magnoliopsida, Lamiales, Lamiaceae.